GAACAACCUUCUAUCGCCACCACGAACAACCUUUGACUCAAGAGACAAUAUCUUCAUUAUAAAUUCCUGUUUCCUGAGUCUACAAUCAUGCUUCUUCGUCGUCUCGUCCGCUGCAUAUCCCCGAUCCCACGUACAGGCAUCAGAAUGGCUUCUACUGUUGUAGGCAGAUCGGGCCGUGAAUACAUCCAGCGCGAAGUGCUCGUGGAGCGCAAAGAUCCUCGAUUGAACAUCUUCAAAGCCGUAUCCCAUGAUCAGCCUUUCGUCUUCAAGCGUGUCCCCGAAACAAUCUAUGACAUGUCCUUACGCCUCGCAGCCGAUCUUUCCGGGUCCCGUCGGCUUCGUAUGCAUGUUGACUCUAACGAUGAAGAAAAACUUCUAAUCUAUCCAUACUACCAGAAUACCCUGCUUAAACUGCUUCAAGAGGAUCCAGAGGUCUCUGUUGCGGCACGGAAGGAAGUCUUGCGGCAGACAGCAAAAGCCAUACAAGAGCUACAUAGCAAGGACUGGAUUCAUAUCGAUAUUAAGCCCGACAAUAUACUGGUCAACUGGACUUGCGAUGAAGAGGGUACCAAGACAAUCACAGAUGUCGCUUUGGGUGACUUCGACGUUGCUUGGGAGUGUCCGACAAACGCGGUGAUUACCGGCCCUCAUGCAGUAGGAAACCACAUGUGGCGCAGUCCAGAAGCACAGACUGGGAGAGGUAUGUCCAAGGCAUCAGACGUACUCUCGUUCGGACUGGUUUGCAUCUAUACCCUAGGGCAAGAGGACGCGAUACUUAUACACAAAGACAGCGAGGUCGUCAAGAAAAACAUGUACUCAGAGCAAAGAGUAUUACUGAGACAUUUCACGUUCUUUGGGCCACCGAACGAAAGGCUUUUCAACUGGAUCGACGACGAAAAUUGGACGAAGGUUUUGGAGAAAAUGAAUGAAUUGGCUGAGGCGGAUUUGGAAGAGAGGCCAAUUAUGGGCUUUGAGGUGUGGGGACACUUGCUUGGCUCUGACGCACAGAAUAUGAUCUCUGGAACGACUAAGAUCGACCUGGGGGCUAGGUCAACAAUAGACGAGGUUUUGGCGCAUCCGUGGUGGCAGGAGUCUGUCUGACAGACAGCCAAUCUGGCGAGAAGGCUUUCGUCGUAUGUAGGAUGGGGGUCACUCCUAAAGUCUCGAUUGAUCUUCGGUUUGCAACAGCUGAAUCCUUAAUGCAUCCAAGAAUUGUGGCGUCGAAUCGUGGGCAGGCCCCCACCUCAGCUUCAGCGCCUCUUGUAUCGCUAAAACCUAAAC
Alternaria alternata is the source of this 1281-nucleotide messenger RNA. RefSeq names its product kinase-like protein. The transcript is spliced from 4 exons. Gene Ontology annotation, molecular function: protein serine/threonine kinase activity; ATP binding. Gene Ontology annotation, biological process: protein phosphorylation; mitotic DNA damage checkpoint signaling. Lineage: Eukaryota; Fungi; Ascomycota; Dothideomycetes; Pleosporales; Pleosporaceae. Gene Ontology annotation, cellular component: nucleus. The record is from RefSeq and is a predicted model, not a curated record. The coding region runs from base 88 to 1101 and encodes 337 amino acids.